AUGUGGCACGUAGAUUCCCACAUGCUACGCGACUGGCAGCAGCAGGGACACGACAGAGGGAUGGACUCCUUCAAAGUAGUUCCUGUAUAGGAAGCAGCCAUGUCAACUCUAUACCCAUCCCUGGAGGACAUGAAGGUGGAUCAAACCUUGCAGGCUCAGGCGAAUGCAGCCACCACGGCUCUGGCUGGGGUUGCAGAGAAGUCAGAGCCAGCGACGGCCCCACCUGUUCUGUACCCAAACCUCACGGAGCUUGGGGAUUACAUGGGGCUCUCGCUCUCCAGUGAAGAGGUCCAGAAGGACCUAGCCCUGGUCCCAGCAAGUGGCAACCAGGCAGGGGCCCUGGUCCCUUCCUCCCAGGGUGUGCUGGUCGCCCCACUGACGGGAAACAACCUCGGGCUGCGCAGGGCAGAGAUCAGGCCGGGCCUGCGGGAGCUCCACCUCUGCAAGGACGAGCGUGGGAAGACUGGGCUGCAGCUGAAAAGCAUCGACCAGGGGGUGUUUGUGCAGCUGGUUAAGGCCAUCUCCCCAGCGUCCCUCGUCGGGCUGCGCUUCGGGGACCAGGUGCUGCAGAUCAACGGGAAGGACUGCGCUGGCUGGAGCACAGACAAGGCCAACAGGGCCCUGAAAAAGGCCGCCCCGGAGAAAAUCGUCGUGAUCGUGCGAGACAGGCCCUUCCAGCGCACGGUGACGAUGCACAAGGACAGCACGGGGCACGUGGGGUUUGUCAUCAAGAAGGGGAAGAUCGUUUCUCUCACCAAAGACAGCUCUGCAGCCCGGAACGGCCUCCUCAUCAACCACUACAUCUGUGAGCUGAACGGGCAGAAUGUCAUCGGCCUGAAGGACAAACAAAUCCUGGAUAUCCUGGCUACAGCUGGUAACGCCGUCACCAUCACCAUCAUCCCCACAGUGAUCUACGAGCACAUGGUCAAACGGCUGUCACCGAGGCAGAUCAAGUCAUCCAUGGACCACUCGCUUCCUGAUGCUUAA
Molecule: messenger RNA, 987 nt
Organism: Emys orbicularis (European pond turtle)
Lineage: Eukaryota; Metazoa; Chordata; Testudines; Emydidae
Gene: SDCBP2
Product: syndecan binding protein 2
Exons: 9
Coding region: 100-987 (295 amino acids)
Cellular component (GO): plasma membrane; cytoplasm
Molecular function (GO): protein binding
Source: RefSeq, a predicted model, not a curated record